This is a messenger RNA of Lachancea fermentati, 1044 nucleotides long. The record is from the annotation of a GenBank genome assembly. NCBI's taxonomy places the organism in Eukaryota, Fungi, Ascomycota, Saccharomycetes, Saccharomycetales, Saccharomycetaceae.
AUGCCAUUUGGUCAAGUUGUUAUUGGGCCUCCGGGUUCUGGAAAAUCUACCUAUUGUAACGGAUGUGUGCAGUUUUUCAAUGCCAUUGGUAGACAUGCGCAGAUUGUUAACAUGGAUCCAGCCAAUGACCUUUUACCAUAUCCGUGUGCCGUUGAUAUUCGAGACUUCAUUACCCUUGAAGAGAUUAUGAUGGAGCAGAACCUUGGUCCUAAUGGUGGUUUGAUGUUUGCGUUGGAGUCACUCGACAAGUCUAUAGAUCUUUUCAUUCUUCAAGUGAAAUCGCUAGCCCAAGAUGAGCAUGCAUAUGUUGUAUUCGACUGUCCGGGACAGGUGGAGCUAUUUACUCACCACUCAUCUCUCUUUCGUAUUUUUAAGAGGCUAGAGAAAGAGCUUGAUAUGCGCCUCUGCGUUGUGAAUCUAAUUGACAGUAUUUACAUCACAUCACCUUCCCAAUAUGUGUCUAUUCUUUUGCUCGCUUUAAGGUCUAUGUUAAUGAUGGAUUUACCACACAUAAAUGUUUUUUCAAAGAUCGACAAGCUAAAGAGUUACGGGGAGUUACCUUUUAGACUCGACUAUUACACAGAAGUUCAGGAACUGGACUAUUUGAAACCAUUCGUUGAAAAGGAAGGCUCCAGUGUCCUUGGCAAAAAAUACAGUAAACUGACGGAAACUAUUGGCGAGCUCGUAAGCGAGUUCAACCUCGUCUCGUUUGAAGUACUUUCGGUUGACGAUAAACAGAGUAUGAUCUCUCUUCAAAGUGUCAUUGAUAAGGCCAACGGUUAUAUAUUCGGUGCGUCAGAAAUAGGUGGCGACACCGUAUGGGCUGAAGCCUCGAGGCAAGGAACUGCUAUGGAAAAUUAUGACAUACAGGAGCGGUGGAUUGAUAACAAGGAGAUGUACGAUAAAGAGGAACAAGAGAAAAGGGACUUAUUACUCAAGGAACAAGAACUUCAAGAAAAAGAAGUUGAUGUUGAUCAAGAUGACGAAUGGGAGGCUGCAUUGAAAGAAUGGGAGGAGAAGCAAGGCGUUGAUUACGUAAAAUGA